Molecule: messenger RNA, 1689 nt
Organism: Monoraphidium neglectum
Lineage: Eukaryota; Viridiplantae; Chlorophyta; Chlorophyceae; Sphaeropleales; Selenastraceae
Exons: 10
Coding region: 1-1689 (562 amino acids)
Biological process (GO): monosaccharide transmembrane transport
Cellular component (GO): membrane
Molecular function (GO): monosaccharide transmembrane transporter activity
Source: RefSeq, a predicted model, not a curated record
AUGGCAGGCGGUGCGAUCAUAUCUGGCCCUGGUGGCCGCUCAAAUGAGUAUGCCAAGGGCCGCGUCACUCUCUACGUGGUGGUGGCGUGCUUCGUCGGCGCCUGCUGCGGCCUAGUGUUUGGCUAUGACAUUGGUAUCGCGGGAGGCGUCGUGGCAAUGCCCGAGUUUCAAAGGACGUUCUUUCCUCACGUGUACAAGCUGUCGCAAAUUCCCAAGGGCGGCGCCGGCGCGCACGACCCUUUCUGCAAGUACGACGACCCCAUGAUCUCGCUGUUUGUCUCGGUGCUUUUCCUGGCCGGCAUCCCCGGGGCCUUCCUGGGCUCUUGGACGAACAACUGGUUUGGCCGCCGGCCCACCAUGAUGAUCGGCGGCAUGAACUUCCUGGUCGGGUCCAUCCUCAUGUCGGCAGCCUCCCACAUCGCCAUGCUGGUGGUGGGGCGCAUCUUUCUGGGCGUCGGUAUUGGCAUCUGCGUGCAGUGCGGGCCGCUCUUCCUGUCUGAGCUGGCACCGGCGCACCUGCGUGGGUUGUUCAACACCCAAUUUCAGCUAUUCAUCACCAUUGGCAUCCUGGUGGCACAGGUCAUCAACUACAGCACACAGCACAUGAUCAUUGGCUGGCGCCUCUCCCUCGGCCUCGCCGGCGUGCCCGCGCUGCUGCUCAUCGUGGGGUGCAUCAUGGUGCCUGAGACCCCCAACAGCCUGGUUGAGCGCGGCCACCUGCAGCAGGCCAAGAUCACGCUCGCCAAAAUCCGCGGCACCGAGGAGAUCGACCCUGAGCUUGACGACAUCAUUGAGGCUGCUCGAUUCGCGCGCACCACGUCCAAGGGCGGAUGGUCCUCCCUGUUCAAGCGCCGCUACAUCCCGCAGCUGGUGAUGACCAUUGCCCUCCCCACCUUCAACCAGUUCGACGGCAUCAACUCCAUUAUGUUCUACGCGCCUCAGCUGUUUGAUGCCAUGGGCCAGGGUGCCAGCCAGGCGCUGCUCACCCACGUUAUCAUUGGGGCCGUCAACGUGGCCACGACGCUCGUUGCGGUUGCCACCGUUGACCGCCUGGGCCGCAAGUUCUGGCUGGUGGAGGCGUCCUUCCAGAUGAUGGCGGCCGAGAUAGCCAUGACUGCGGUCAUCGCCACCCAGAUGACGCCUGAGGGCAGCCUCCCAGCUGGCGCGACCAUCGGCCUGCUGAUCGUGGUCUGCUUCUUCAUCGCCGGCCACGCGUGGGGCUGGGGCCCUAUGACCUGGCUUGUGGUGUCGGAGGUGCAGCCUCUGCACAUGCGUGCAGCUGGUACUGCUUUUGGCACCAUGGUGAACUUCAUCAUGAGUUUCAUCAUCGGCCAGUUCUUCCUCACACUCAUGUGCCAUUGCAAGGCGUAUGUGUUCCUCUUCUUUGCUGGCUGGCUGCUGUUCAUGGGCAUUUUUGUCAUCCUGUUUGUCCCGGAGACUAAGGGUGUGCCGAUUGAGGCCAUUGAGGACGAGCUGAUCAAGAAGCACUGGUUCUGGGGCAAGGUCAUGGCCAGCACCUACGCCGCAGACACUGCCAAUGCGAACCGCGCCUCCAUCACCAGCGACGCCGACGUCGCAGUGUGCGACGCCGUCGCCACCAGCACCGCGAUGGCCCAGGUUUCGCUGCGGCCGCGGUCGCCCCAGAAGGGCAAGGGCGAGGGGAGCAGCUCUGGUGGGAACGACAUCUGA